Molecule: messenger RNA, 1668 nt
Organism: Magallana angulata
Lineage: Eukaryota; Metazoa; Mollusca; Bivalvia; Ostreida; Ostreidae
Exons: 9
Coding region: 1-1437 (478 amino acids)
Source: RefSeq, a predicted model, not a curated record
AUGUUGAGGCAAGACGUUUUUUUCGCAGAGCGAAAUUUUUCUGAGAAUUACUGUAUCGAAAAUAUGCCACCAUACGAAAGACUUCAGAAAGCGACAGAAAUGAACAGCUAUUCAUCUAAGAGGAAGAGAAUGGAUGAGCAGUGUUUGGCCACGGAAGCUGCCUCCAUUAUUUACAAGAGGCCAGAGAUGGGCUUCCUGACCACUCCCCUAACUUCCGGGACGCUUACGGAGGCUAACCAAGUGUUGAGUGUUGAACAGAUUCAGCAGUUCAUCAGUUCUACGGCCCUUGCCCGCCAUCGAACAAUUACAAAGCCUAGCAAUGUCUGCUGCCAAUCAGAAAGCAGGCCAACACUACAGAAUUUCCAAACUCAUGGCACCCAGGAGAUAAUUAGCCUGAGUAGGACUGCUACACAGAGAAUCAUUGUUCCUCAAAUUCAGGGCUCUUUGUCUCUACAGACAGUCACUCCUCAGGUCCCUCGCGAACAACCCCAGCAUUAUGCUCAAAGGGCCAUGUUCUAUGGACACACUCAGUCAACUCUCAACACAGAAUCAUACAACAGUAUUCAAAACGGACAAUUCAGACCAUAUGCAGUCAUUGCCUCCGACCGAAUCUGUCCUAAGAACAAGAAAAAUACCGAAAGACGACGGAAAAACAACAAAUCCAAGGCCAAGGAAGCCCCACAAGGAUCUUCGACAUCUCCUAAUGUCGACAAACAACAACAGUCGACAAACAUCGGUAUAGCCACCACAAACCACUUGACAGCUGGCGACCACUCACAGAAUUCGCCAACAAAUCAGCCGGAGCCAUGGAGUCUGGUCCCCCAACCCGUGCUUAUGCAUGUAAAGCCAAUGGAGGCCCAGACAAACCAAACCCUUUCCAGACUGAUGGCUCUCAGAGCAGCAGAAAGGGUUGGUGGAGUUAAUCACUUUGAAAACAGUGGCUACAAGAACGUUGUUGCAAAAAGAAAGCUAGAGACUGAGGAAAGUGACAGUGGUGGCAGAACAAAGAAAAAGAUGAGGGGUCAGAACCAUGGUCAUGCAACUGAACAACUAUCGACAAAACAGAAUGGUGGCAAGAAGACAGUCAAACGUAUCAUAAUUCCACCGAAAACCAGAAAAACCCAUGUGAGUCCCCCACCUUACGUGUCCAGAAUCAUGAGGAUCCUGGCCAGGGGAAAGCAAACACAAUCUGAUACCUUUGAUGAUAACGAACACACCAACGAAAAACUGACCCAAAAGGGAUCUGCUGAACUCAGGGCAGAAUCUACCUCAAAGGAAAUCAAACCAGAAGCGAUCACAUCACGAACUGUGGACAAUAAAAAGUUCUCGAAAGACUUGUCGUGUGACGCUCUUCUGAACACGGACAAUUUCUUUGGACCGGAAAUGUUUGUCACUUCCGGUGACCUGUGCUUGGAGGGUCCCUCCCUCUUCCUGUAAUCUCACGACCGAGUCUUAGUCAGGGCAAGGAUGACCAGUUUUUUAUUUGAGUGUAGAAACAUCAACAGAUACCUCACAGUCUUUCAUCAAGACUUUUUUAAUAUCUGUGAUCAUUUUUGUCAGACUUUCAUCUGAUGAAUCUUUAUUUUUUACUCACUUUUUAAAUCAUGUGCCAAAUGAAUCAGAUAUAUCAGGCAAGGGUUUUUGUUUCUUAAUUUUGUUUUAUUUGUC